UUUGUUAACGUUCUGGCGUAUUUUGUUUUAUUUAUUUUAAUUUUUGUGCUAUAUUUCGGUCGAAAAUUAAAAUCGGUACGCCUUAAUGUUCUCAGGAAAGCCAGUGGCUCGGAAUUCGGUCGUUUAAAGCACCAAUCAGUACAAAGCUAACCGGCGCGUCCGUUGGCCAAUUGUGAUUCGCAUGUUGCCUUAAUCACAAUAAUAAACAUUUCCUACCGGCGCAAUAAUGCCAUUAUAAGAUUGUUAAGUUUGCCCACGCCAUGAGUGAACCGCAGCCAUCGGGGGACACGGCUCCUGCGUCGACUGGAGCGGCCAAUGCUGGAGGAGGAGGAGAUUCGAAUAGGCCGGGAAAGAAUGCAGGCGGCGGAUCACCACACACAGGAGGUGGUUCGCCAAAUCAUAACAAUUGGCGGCAGAACAACUCCAUGCAAUAUAAUUCGCGACCCUGGAAUCGAGGCCGUCCGGACAGCGGUUCCUUCAAGAAUAGAGCGUGGAGUAACUAUAAUCACAGGGAUCCGCCCUACCGACGAUACAAUAAUUCAAACUACGGAAGUAGGGGACGCCAAGAGAGAGAUUAUAACCAGAGAACUGAUUAUCAUUCAAAUAAUUACCGCGAACGUAGGGAGAGGAGUGGAGAGAGAGAUCCAGAGAGGAGUCCCAGAAAACCGCGACAUCCUGAAGAGAACUACCGCACUUCCGGUAGAUAUCGAGAUCAUCACUACAGGGACCAACACCACAGAUAUCAGCGCAGGUGGAGCGAAGAAAAGUCUUCAAAGUCCAGCCUUCACAAUGACUCAAAACUUAAUGAGAGAAGUUCGCAUCCAAGCGGGCCCAACGAUGACAUAAACAAAAACUCGGUUGAAUUGGCGAAAAACAAACCAAUUUGUGAAAUACUAACUGAAGCAUCUAAAGUUGAUCUGCAGAAGGAUAAAAUCCCCAGUAAAGAGCAGAAGAAAAACAAUCAAAUCAAACCCAGUGAGGAUAACACAAUCGCAGAGGCUAUUCAAUCAUCACCCAAUCCUCCGCGUAUUCAAGUUCGUCCCCUCACCCAGCUGCUUAAGGAGGAGAUCCUAGCGGUUACCAAAGAGAAUCGUCUUGGUCAAAGACCGGCUGCUAGCCUUACUCCACCCGCUUCCAUUUCGAGUCCAAGUCGCCAAACAUUCAAACCCCUUCUCAAACCCCGUCGUCGGACUGUGAGUAGUAACCUCCAAAAUGGCACAAGUUCCAGCACAAGCCAGCUUGCAGAAAGCGAAACCAUCAUCAAUAAUCGCAUUGCCGGUAUGGAUAAGGAGAGUCUUAAGUACAUAAUCAACAACGGUGAUACAAUCUACGACGAACACUUGAAACUUCAAGCUCGAAAGCGAUUGCGCGAAGAGAUUCGCCGACAGCUAAAAGCAAUUGAAUUUGAGCAGCCCAAGAAUAACCCUGCGACGGAACUAAUCGAGGAUGAAAUCGUAGAUGCCAUUAAAUUACCCGAAUUUUUGCUGCAGGAGAUAGAAAAGUGUUUUGGGAAAGACUUUGUAGAAGACAAAGUACAGGAAACUGAAGAGAACCCAAACCCGCUGGAAAAAAUCAAAGCCUCUGGAACGGAAAUUAGUGAAGAAGAAAGCAGUAAAAAAGAUCUUCCAGCCAGUAAAGAAUGCAACAAAAAGUUGCAGCUAAUAGUAAGGAUUCCGAGUCUAUCAAAGAUAGUGAGCAGUCCGGUAAGAAGAGCAAGCAUCAAACUAAAGAGCAGCCUUUCAGAAUUGAAAGUAAAGCUACCAGCAAUCAAAAUAAAUUAUUCGUGUCAACACGACGAUCAAUCAAACAAGAAGCUAAAAAUACUGGCUCUCCGAAAGAAAAGAGAGAAUCAAAAGCUGAACAAAUUAGAACUUAAGAUGAAGCGUGCCAAGGAUCUAAUGGCUAGGCUUAAGGCAGCUGACGAGGUUAAGAUGAUGGCAGGGAAACGUAUGGCUAAGAAUCGUGGUCCCUUACUGCCCACCCCAUCUGGUGGGAGAACUCCCAGCAAGUUUGAAUUGCCUACGAAACACGUCAAAGAGACUGCUCAAUCGCCAAAGAAAAAAUCAAAGGACACGAAGGCUAUUGGUUCAGAAAGCGAAACCACUGGUAUGAUAUCCACACCAGAGCUUAUUGCACCUCUUAAUGCUGAUGUCGACAUGGAACAUAGUCCCUCUCCUAUCUUGUCAAAAACUAAAGAUCAGCCUUCUUCCACGAACACAUCAUCUUUAAAACAAAACCCGAAUAGCACAAAGAUCAAAUUAACCGCAAUGGUAACCUCUACAGAGAUCAAUGUUCCCCUCAAUACAAAAAUUAAAAUCGAAUCAAACACAUCUCCAAUUCGGAUAAGUCCUCUCCCAAAGGAUGUGAUAGAGCUCCUGAGCUCCUCUGAGGAAGACGUUAAUGAAGAGAAUUCCAUAGUGAAUAUGGAGAUAGAUGAGCCAGAAGGGAGCCGUGUAAUAGAAAUUGAACAUCAGGCUAUGGAACUCCCACCAGACCCUGAACUCGAUACCAUCGAUGACGCUGCCAGUGAUCACUCCUCUAGUUCCCAUUGUAGCACCGAAUCCGAAAAGAGGCGCUUCAAAUUGAAGCUUCAGAGUGACGCAGAAAACGUGGUGGAUAGUUUUGAAAAGCUAAUUCUUCCGCAUCUUCGGGAUACGCUUUCGGAUCGCUAUCACCUUCAGCACUCUGCUAACUUGCAGAGCCGCCUGCACUUCAUCUCCUGCGUUGUGACCAGCUCAGAGCACAACCCGAAGACAUUCAGUAAAAUUGAUGUGGCCAAGAUACAGAGAAAUCUCAAAGCCCCUGACAACAGGGAGGGUAUCGAAUUUCUCCUAAAGGAGAUUGUCAGCGUGGUAAGUCUACAAAAGCAGCGUCGUCGUGAGCAGGAGGACCAGAUGGCGGUCAAUGGCUCUAGUCCCAAGAAAGUAGAACAAGUAGUGAAAGAAAUACCAAAGACGUCUUCCUCACCUUCAUGCAAUCACAAUUCUUCUACAACAUCUAUUGAUCAGAGACCACAGCAAUUACCUGCUCAUCAGAGCUCCUUAGCAUCGACUUCCGUUGUAAGUCUAUCGCCCUUAGUUGCCCACCCAAGCCCUCCAGCUUUGCAGGCAGCCCAAAAUCCACAACCAUAUCCCAUCGGUCUGCCAUUUAUGUCAAUGGAUUCCAAUUAUUAUCGCAUUUCUCCUGCUGCUUAUUCUCAGCUAAGAAAUGGGACUGAUAAAACUGAACCCUUUAGUCAGGUGGGAGACCUUUUAUGCCAGAAUAUAACUGAAAUUGAUCGCCAUUUGAUGGAGAACCAGAAUCGGCGCAGCAUUCUCGAGGAAAUGAUUUUAAAGUUUCAGAAAGAGAUUUCCCAUUUGGACAAGCAAAGCCUAGAGUUGCAAAGUCGCAAAAUAAUGUUGUUGAUUUCUAGUAAUCAGGCGGCCACAUCUGCACCGCCUCUACCAGCGGUGUCUUCUAGAAACCCACCUACUCCUGUGUCCUCUACCCAGGAGCCAACACAACAGGAGAAUAUCAGGCAAACAAGGAGCAAAUCAAGAUUCAGAUUUUUAAAGCUGAUGCCCAGACGCGUGAAACUAAUUCCGAAACGAUCCACCAAGAAAAGUGCCAAAUCGCAGGAGGUAAUUCCUCCAGCGCAUGAAGAGGAUGCUGAUAAGGAGGAGCGUGACCAAGGGCAAGUCAAAGAAGGGGAACUAAGGCUAGAAGAGAACCUAUCGGAUGUCAAAGAACAGAUCAAGGAUGAGACAAUCUGCGAUCAUAAAGCGGACUCCCUGCCCACCGCCAAACCCAAGUCAUCGCCUCUGAGCAAACCGAAAGCCAGUGUGAAUAAACAUCCAUUGGCUGUUAUACCACCGCUACCACCACCACCACCGCCUCCUGAACCAAUCUGUCACUUGUCCGACGAACUGGAAUCUUUCACUGACUUUCUGACUAACUAUCCAGAACUGAACUCCCAAUACAAUCUUGGGUUUGUGCCUCGUGGAAUGCUGCACGACGUCACGAGUCUUACUCAGCUGCGAAUCUUUAGGAAACAUGUAAUUGCCGCCUCCGAGGAUGGAGAUAUUUACAAGUUCCACCUGAUCAGUCAUAAACUGGAGCGGAAGAUAACCAAGCACAGUGAAGCCAUCACAAAUAUGUUUCUGUGUGAGAAGGACUCUGUUCUCUAUACCACGUCGGUGGAUGGAUUUUUCAAGAAGACUUCGCUGUUGAACCUAGAGCGCGUCAUGCAAACUGUUUACUUCAAGGAACCUCUUCAGUCGAUUGACAUUGCUUGGGGAGUGGCCUUCAUUGGAAGUCGUUGGGGAAACAUAUUUACCUUUGAUGUGACGACCAACAAGCAGGCAGAUUUGUCGCUAGUCUCCACUGGAAACUCCAUCAUUACCAUCAAGGCUACCAAGGAGGGCGUUCGCAUCCUUAUUCUCGGAUGCAAGGGAAGCUCUAUUUACAUUAAUGAUGCCACCAACGGAUUGCUGCUUCGCCGUCUCUGUGUGCCUGAGGGGCUGCACGUUUACGGCCUGCUGCUGAGCGAUGGACACAUCUACUGUGGCACGCAGAAAAAUCAGGUCUACCAAUUUGAGUUUGCUACUGGCAACUUGGUCACCAAAUUGAACUGUGGCAAUGGUGCUGUUUCGAUUGUCUCUUAUAAAGAGCGUUAUCUGCUGGCUGGCUGCUACGAUGGGUUCAUCUAUGUCCUGGACAAGGUGACUCGCAAACAAGUGGGACGUUUUGAAGGCGCUGGGCGUUUGGUUUUAGCCCUGGUCGUUGCUGGCGAUAAAAUCGUCACAUCUUCUAAAGACAACUCUCUUGGGAUACUGGAAGUGCCCCAGCCAUGGUUAAUGCCCAAUGAAAAGCUUAGCAUUACAUUGUAUAAAUCUGUUUAAUUUAACAAGUUCACAC
Molecule: messenger RNA, 4896 nt
Organism: Drosophila serrata
Lineage: Eukaryota; Metazoa; Arthropoda; Insecta; Diptera; Drosophilidae
Molecular function (GO): protein binding; RNA binding
Source: RefSeq, a predicted model, not a curated record